AACAAAAUAUCACUCUCUGAGUAUAUUUGGGAGUGAGAGAAAAGCGAGAGUGCAGAAUUUUUCAACGCCUUCAUAAUCUUUGGUAUCAGUUCGUUUUGUCGGCUUGAAUCGUGUGGUUGGAAAAUCGGGAAAACGCCAUCACCUCAGGAAAACAACAACUGUUGCUUGUGCCAUAUUAUUGUUGGGAUGGUAAAUAAAAGAAGUUUUAGUAAAUGCCAAGAAUUUUCUCAUGUGAAUGGACAAAGUUUAUCAGAAAAAAUGUUUUACGUGACGAAAGUAAAACAGAAGGGCCAUUCGAAGCUGUGGUAGUGCUCAUCAUAGUCUUCAUGACACCAGAUGUUUUAGAUCGAAGUGGUUUACACGUGUAAAUAUAUUCUGUUGUAUAACACCGAGUGAUUGAACAAAUAAACUCAAGAUGUUGGGAAACGCUACAUGGAACGAAACAUUUGGCUCCUAUAAUGACUCGCUUCACUACUAUACCAAUGGCACCAACAUUGAGAAAGUUGUCUCCGUGAUGGUUCCUGUGUUUUUCGGAAUGAUCGGCUUAACAGGGCUCAUAGGAAAUGGACUCGUGGUACUAGUAGUCGCUGCAAAUCCAAAUAUGCGUUCGACAACAAAUUUGCUAAUUAUCAACUUGGCCGCAGCGGAUUUGUUGUUUGUCAUAUUCUGUGUACCAUUUACUGCAACGGAUUACAUACUACCCGAAUGGCCUUUUGGUGAAGUAUGGUGUAAAUUCGUCCAGUACAUGAUAGUUGUAACCGCCCAUGCAAGUGCGUAUACUUUAGUGUUGAUGUCCUUGGAUCGCUUUUUAGCCGUAGUGCAUCCAAUAACUAGCAUGUCCUUACGAACUGAACGAAAUGCUGUGAUAGCUAUAGCAGUCACGUGGUUUACCAUUCUAACCACAGCAAUUCCAGUGGCCCUUUCUCACGGAGUACUUUUCUAUCCGAAUAAGGGAAUUAAUUAUACUGCGUGUCUUUUUCUACAAACAGAAUAUAAUUUGAUUGCGUUUCACGUAUCGUUCUUCCUGUCGUCAUACGUUGUACCUUUGACGUUGAUAUCAAUGCUGUACAUCGGGAUGCUGGCGCGACUGUGGAAAUCGGGAGCCCCGGGAGGCCGAGUUUCAGCUGAAUCCAGACGAGGCAAAAAGCGAGUUACGAGGAUGGUUGUUGUGGUUGUUUUAGCGUUUGCUAUUUGCUGGUGCCCUAUUCAGGUCAUUCUUGUUUUGAAAUCCUUUGAAGUGUACGAGGUAACUCAUAGCAGCAUCAUCACGCAGAUAGUAGCGCACGUGCUAGCCUACACAAACUCCUGUAUCAAUCCCGUAUUAUACGCUUUUCUUUCAGAUAAUUUUCGGAAAGCAUUCCGCAAGGUGGUAUGGUGUGGAGCACCACCAUCAUCGUUGCUGAGAAUUCCACAAGGUCCCCGAACUGGAGAAACAAAAACCACACGCACCGGAAAUGGCACUUCAAAUGCGGAUGUUUUGUGAGUGGAGGUUGACGAUAGCAAAGUUGCUGAGAAAUACAUAGAAAUAACGAGUGUAUAAGAGAUGAUCAGCUCCAUUGCUAUGACAGACAUUGUCCAUAUAAAUCUUGAAUUUUUGCAUCAGAGCAAACCUUACCACCUCUCUAUCAUGGAUUAAAUUUCCAAUUUAUUGGGAAAUAUAAAUAGUCGAGCUUGAUAAUACGAGUCAGUUUCAAUUGGGUCCUAAAAUUAAGCUUAAAUGUGUGAUAUUAUUUAUCACAGAGAUAAAGCCUAUUUUUUAAGCACAAUAACCUUUUGUACGACCGCCAAGGAUUUAAAAUUGAUUUUUAAUUCAAUCAUUUCAUUUAAUUUAAUUUAAUCGUGCUUUCUACCUUUGUACAUAAAAAUUGACAAUAAGGCUUUGGGGCCUUAUUGAACGAUUUGACAAGGAACUGGAAAAAUCAUAAAUACAGGUGUUUUUAUUUACCGUUAUUUGGUAAAAAAAAGUGCAAUUCUAUAAUUAUCAGAGAAUCGUGCACAAUCCUUUACACAAAAAAAUAUUUCCGAAUGUUACAUGAUUUAUGAUGUUA
Messenger RNA from Culex quinquefasciatus (southern house mosquito), 2048 nucleotides. Its product is annotated as allatostatin-A receptor. Gene Ontology annotation, biological process: G protein-coupled receptor signaling pathway. The record is from RefSeq and is a predicted model, not a curated record. The transcript is spliced from 9 exons. Bases 416 to 1483 code for a protein of 355 amino acids. Gene Ontology annotation, cellular component: membrane. Gene Ontology annotation, molecular function: G protein-coupled receptor activity. Lineage: Eukaryota; Metazoa; Arthropoda; Insecta; Diptera; Culicidae.